Pichia membranifaciens NRRL Y-2026 is the source of this 249-nucleotide messenger RNA. RefSeq lists its product as hypothetical. Lineage: Eukaryota; Fungi; Ascomycota; Pichiomycetes; Pichiales; Pichiaceae. The annotation marks the transcript as partial. The record is from RefSeq and is a predicted model, not a curated record. The transcript has a single exon. Gene Ontology annotation, molecular function: DNA binding.
AAACCAACAUACACUGGUUACAUUGCAACAUCAAAGGAUGCCCUUUUAAUAUUUCAAGCAGUCUUAUCCGGUGUCUUGACCCCCGUGCAUAGAAGACCAUCGGAGAAUGAGAGAAGCGAGCUGGUGAAGUCUGGAAAUGUCUUCGUCUUCAUUGAAGAGACCUCAAGAAUCAAACGCUGGACCGAUGGAAUCAGUUGGUCACCAUCCAGAAUUCUAGGAAGAUUUUUGAUAUACAGAGAGCUGUCGAAG